Molecule: messenger RNA, 1086 nt
Organism: Pistacia vera
Lineage: Eukaryota; Viridiplantae; Streptophyta; Magnoliopsida; Sapindales; Anacardiaceae
Exons: 3
Coding region: 1-768 (255 amino acids)
Source: RefSeq, a predicted model, not a curated record
AUGGUAUUUGUGAAGAGAAGGGCGAAUGAGGAGUUUUUGAUACUGUCUGUAAUUUGGGUAAAAGAAAAAGCUUGCUUUGUUGAUGUUGAUGAGGUUAAAUCAAUAUCAAAUGCUAAGGUGUCUCUUGAAACUGUUGGUUUGUUUCGUGGGGUCGAGUUGUUGGUUACUGAGAAAGAGUUAAGGGAUUCCAAUUGGUAUUCGAUUAAAGAUUAUUGGGUAGAGUGUCUUGAAUCUGAUUCAAAGAAUGUUGGUUAUGUCGAUGGAGGGGUUGGUCAAAAGGGGUUUGAAUGUGAAAGAAGGAUUAGACGAAGCGCAAUUCCUCAUCAUUCUUCAUCUCAUUCAAGCCCACAACACAUUUUUUCUGGUCGCCAACAUGGUAUGGUCAGGACCUAUAAGGUCAUACCGUCUCCAUGGAACCCGACACCAGACACCCGGUUCGUCAACAAGUUCGAUUCGCCCCCGACUUCCAGGUUAUUUACCAAAGUGCCAUCAAAGCCCACCAAUCACUCCAAGUUUACAGGAAAGUGUGGCAAGCCACGGUGUGUAGAAUGUCAUAUGCACCCGGCUUGUAAAUCCAAAGACAAGACCAAGGGAACUCAGAAGUUUAACUCACGUGAUUUGGUCUCAAAUUAUAAGUCCAUCACGUGGCGGGUUACAGAUGGCCGACCCGGUUUGAAUUAUUCCGGGUUUUCAGCCACGGGGAUAUUGGACCAUUUGGGUAGUGAUUAUGGAGAUGAGGAAGUUGAUGAUAAUGGCAGCGAUGUUUGAAGCUUUAAUGGUUAAUUUGGUCAAUAUUUUGGGAGAAUUUUGGUGUCAAGCAUGAAGAGAUGAGAUGAUAAAUGUUGGAGAUGUUGAUGAUGAAAGGCAUAAUGUUAUGAAGUGGGAAUCUGAAGGAGAUAAAGCUUGUUUGUAAUGUUGAUUUAUUUGUUUCUGUGAUGUAUUCUGUUUUUGGUAUAAUUUGAAAUGCUUUUAAUGGUGUCCGUGUCACAUAAACUUAUGGGGAAUAUUUAAGAUAAUGUGGUAGCACUAAUGGGACGCCUUCAUUCGGCCCUUCCGCAUCUACAAAAACGCACCCCCAAACACUUA